This is a messenger RNA of Coregonus sp. 'balchen', 7071 nucleotides long. Lineage: Eukaryota; Metazoa; Chordata; Actinopteri; Salmoniformes; Salmonidae. The record is from the annotation of a GenBank genome assembly.
AUGAAGCUUCAGUGCGAUGUCGAAGUGGUCAAUCGAAUGCUUCCCACGUAUGGGAUAAAAAACCGAGGAAAGGGAGUAAGGGCUGUGUUGUCUAUUGGGAGACUUGUUGACAAGACCACAGAAUGCAACAACAUUUAUCUAAUGAUCUGUACAGCAAAUGAUAGGGCAGGCUCAAAAUAUAAGGUGAGUAUCAAGCUAUUUGUUUAUCUACUUGACCAGUUGUCUAUUUUGUCUUGUGGAAUUGUUGUAUUACAUGUUUUUGUAGGUAUUCCCAAGUACACAGGAAGAAUCACCCAAUUUCUUGACCUUGUUGAUACUUUCCACAUUUGAUGGCUUGAUUGUAGAAUGAAUGAGUUGCAUUUGAUUUUAAGACAUUAUCUCAGAUAACUUGGAGGAAACCCUUGUUAAUUUGUGUUAAAGGUGUAGUUAACUAUUUUAUAACUCGAUGUUAGAUGGUUCCUCAACCUGAAUGUAGUCUAUGGGCCAGGAGAAUCUGUAAUCCAUGGUUAGGGUGCUAGGGGUCAAAAUGAAACUUUGGUGCUGGUGUUAUACUUUGUAUUCAAUGUAGAGCAGCUUCUCAGGAACACAGAACACUUUAUUUCACGAGGGUAGGGAUUACCAUUGCUGAGAUCUUAUUUUCAAGUGAUUGGAAAAAGUCAAAAAGGUCGAGGACAGGUCAAUGAUAACCCCUUGUCAAUAAGGCAACACUUUCCACCCCAUUAUCUUGACAGGAUGAUCAUAUUGUUAUGACAUUUUCAGGUAUGAAGAACAGAGAUUAUUCAAAUUAAAGUAUAAUGUAUACAGACUAGGGAUUUAAUAUGCAUUUUGGCAGUAAGGAAUACUUCAUUAGUCAUUUUUAAACCAAUAAUUAAAGGUAGGAUGGUCAUAUUAUUAAUACAUCUUCAUGCUUUAUGCAAAACAGAGUUUGUAACAAUUUGAAACAGUUUAUACAAUGAUAAUACAACUUUUCAUACUACUUUAUGCAAAUGAGAUACUUAAUAUACAGCAUAAAAAACACAGCACGUUAAGCCCGUUCAUUUAAAGGUAGACUCAGCGAAAUGACAUUGCCACAAGCAACACUGCAGAUAUUGCAAUGAGUGAGAUGCAAGACUUCGCUCUCACACACACAGUAUCUGCGCAUGUGCAUGGGUUCACUUCACACUGUUAGAGAGUGGUAGGUACGGGACCAAAACAGCUGAGAAGUUUAGCCUCGCACUUCAACGCUCUUAGUUGUUGUGGAAAUUGACCCACUAUGCUGUUUACUUUGUGCACCUACGUCAUAUCGCUGAGUCUACCUUUAAAGUAAGGUGGUCAUAUUGUUAACAUACUGUAUAUUGAUGUUUUUUUUCAGAACUGGGUGUUUACACUGCGGAGUAAGAUGAUGCCUAUGCGCGUACACACACACACACACACACACACACACACACACGUAUAACUAAUAUUGUAGGGUCAGACAAUUCAGUCUCAUUCAAAAUCCUAUUUUCCCUAAACCUUACCCUAACCCUAAAACUAACCCUAAUUCUAACCCACCAUAGAAAUAGCAUUUAACCUUGUGGGGACUAACAAAAUGGCCCCAGUUGGUCAAAUUCUUGUUUGUUUCCUAUUCUUGUGGGGACAAGUAUAGUUAAACACGUCCACAAACACACACGCACCAGCGGUGGUAACAGAGUACAUAUCAUUUGGAUUACAUAAUCAUGAACAAAAAGCAGGGUUACUAUUUACCAAUUAGUAACAGUUAGGCUGUAUAUAUCACAGUUAUGUUGUAUUCAGUAGCCCAACUGAUUAGACCUAGCAUGCCAAAUAAUAUGCCCAACCUGUUCCUGUGCCAACUGCAUACACACACCACACACACACCACACAUACAGACACACUAAGUCUGAACUGUAACACAGAAGGCUGAACUAAUCUAAUAACAUAGCUUACUAAGGUAGGCCUACACCUGAGUUGGAUUACAUUUUUAUGUUAUUUUUGGUGUUGAUGAGUUACUCUAGUGAUGGGAGGAUGAACUGCAUUGUUUCCACCAAAUAAUUAGCCUAGGUCCAGAAGAGACAGUGAGCCUCCUGUUAGCCAGCUGCACAGAAUGAUUUUCAAUUCACUGGUAUUUAGCUAUGUUUUUAUCGAUUAUUGGGCUGUAGCCAAUGAAUUCUGGUAGUUUUCCCUUGAAAUAAUAAAACCAUCAAUCACAAAAUUUGCUGCAUAAUACAGCCAAUGGCGGGUAACACUGCCUCUCAUCCGAAGCGUUGCCUCAGCGAACGGUGUCAGGUACACAGCUAGCAAGGUAACACUCGUCAUGGAAAUGGGGGUGACGAAACGUGACUUUGGACCAAUCCCUGAGAGCGCACACAUCAAAACGUAGCUACCAAACUCUACUUUGUAAUCUGCUAUGUUUUUUUCGUGUCUCUAAAAAUAUCUGAAUGACAGAGCCGAAAGAAAAACGUUUUGUCUUAUAUUUCAAUCCAAGGACGUCUGAUGCUCGUGAAACACCCUCAGGACUUUCCAAUACUUAGCAAUACAAUGUCACAUCGAUCUUACUCUGGUAGGUUGAGGAAUACCUUUCGCCAAGAGCAAAUAUGAACACUGAUUUCAGGGAUUUCACAAAAGGAGCAGUCCCACAGAUUUGAAUGUUCUUACCACUGCACUUGCUUUACAUUUGGGCUCAUAUCGCGUAAAUAUCAUAACGUACGUUAUUGGGAUUUUUAGACAUUGUUUACUGCUGUAUUCAUGUUUUCAAAUGAUUUAUGUAUUUUGGCGACCACAUCAUUGACAUUUAGUGAAAAUGGAUUUGUUUACUGUUGUUUUUUGUAGAAUUCUUCCAUAGUGUCCAUUGUUUGUCACGUCACCUAACACCCUACCAUGUUUCAGUUUUCUUUAAACAGCCAUUACAAACUUCAGCUAACUUUAGCCACCGCUAGCUAAAGAUCAAUGGAAGUGAUGGGGGCAUGUAAAAACAUAAAUAAUCGAAAUUACCUGGAUAUCAACUCUACAGUCGUGUUCAAAAGUUUUGAGAAUGACACAAAUACUAAUUUUCACAAAGUCUGCUGCCUCAGUUUUGAUGAUGGCAAUUUGCAUAUACUCCAGAAUGUCAUGAAGAGUGAUCAGAUGAUUUGCAAUUAAUUGCAAAGUCCCUCUUUGCCAUGAAAAUGAACUUAAUCCCCCAAAAACAUUUCCACUGCAUUUCAGCCCUGCCACAAAAGGACCAGCUGCCAUCAUGUCAGUGAUUCUCUCGUUAACACAGGUGAGAGUGUUGACGAGGACAAGGCUGGAGAUCACUCUGUCAUGCUGAUUGAGUUAGAAUAACAGAUUGGAAGCUUUAAAAGGAGGGUGGUGCUUGAAAUCAUUGUUUUUCCUCUGUUAACCAUGGUUACCUGCAAGGAAACGCGUGCCGUCAUCAUUGCUUUGCACAAAAAGGGCUCCACAGGCAAGGAUAUUGCUGCUAGUAAGAUUGCACCUAAAUCAACCAUUUAUCGGAUCAUCAAGAACUUCAAGGAGAGAGGUUCAAUUGUUGUGAAGAAGGCGUCAGGGCGCCCAAGAAAGUCCAGCAAGCGCCAGGACCGUCUCCUAAAGUUGAUUCAGCUGCGGGAUCGGGGCACCACCAGUGCAGAGCUUGCUCAGGAAUGGCAGCAGGCAGGUGUGAGUGCAUCUGCACGCACAGUGAGGCGAAGACUUUUGGAGGAUAGCUUGGUGUCAAGAAGGGCAGCAAAGAAGCCACUUCUCUCCAGGAAAAACAUCAGGGACAGACUGAUAUUCUGCAAAAGGUACAGGGAUUGGACUGCUGAGGACUGGGGUAAAGUCAUUUUCUCUGAUGAAUCCCCUUUCCGAUUGUUUGGGGCAUCCGGAAAAGACCUUGUCCGGAGAAGACAAGGUGAGCGCUACCAUCAGUCCUGUGUCAUGCCAACAGUAAAGCAUCCUGAGACCAUUCAUGUGUGGGGUUGCUUCUCAGCCAAGGGAGUGGGCUCACUCACAAUUUUGCCCAAGAACACAGCCAUGAAUAAAGAAUGGUACCAACACAUCCUCCGAGAGCAACUUCUCCCAACCAUCCAAGAACAGUUUGGUGACGACCAAUGCCUUUUCCAGCAUGAUGGAGCACCUUGCCAUAAGGUAAAAGUGAAAACUAAGUGGCUCGGGGAACAAAACAUCGAAAUUUUGGGUCCAUGGCCAGGAAACGCCCCAGACCUUAAUCCCAUUGAGAACUUGUGGUUGAUCCUCAAGAGGCGGGUGGAGAAACAAAACCCCACAAAUUCUGACAAACUCCAAGCAUUGAUUAUACAAGAAUGGGCUGCCAUCAGUCAGGAUGUGGCCCAGAAGUUAAUUUACAGCAUGCCAGGGCGGUUUGCAGAGGUCUUGAAAAAGAAGGGUCAACACUGCAAAUAUUGACUCUUUGCAUAAACAUAAUGUAAUUGUCAAUAAAAGCCUUAGACACUUAUGGAAUGCUUGUAAUUAUACUUCAGUAUACCAUAGUAACAUCUGACAAAAAUAUCUCAUAACACUGAAGCAGCGAACUUUGUGAAGACCAAUACUUGUGUCAUUCUCAAAACUUUUUACCAUGACUGUAUAUUUGAUUUGUUACUUAAUGGUGAUUUGGCCAUUCAAAAAUUAAACAUGCUCACAUGCCCCCAUCACUUCCAUUGAUUUUUAGUUAGCGGUGGCUGAAGUUUGUAAUGGCUGUUUAAAGAAAACUGAAACAUGGAUUACAGUUUCUGGAACCAUCUAACAUUUAAGUUGGAAAAUAGUGAACUACGCCUUUUAAUAUUGAUAUUGAGAUAGGAGGCAAGUUGUAUGGUCUUGCAUGAAUGAGUCACCAGAAUUGCUGGGUGAUAAACCCAUCACUUGUGUUGUGUUCCAUGUCUUACCCUAAUGUGUGCCAACUUUCUCUACAGCUAAAAGAAAACAUUGAAACAUUCUUCACUAGAUUUGUUGCAGAGGGCGAAGCCACUGUGAUACUGAAGGAGUCUGCUCUUGACAUCUGCUUGAGUAAGGUAUGGAUCUAGGCAUUUCUGUAUGGGGGAUCUGUUCUCCAAUGAAAAUGGAUCAAAAACAAUUUGGCCUUCACAUACGACUUACAUUUAUUCUGUAAAAGUAGAGACCAUACACUGAAAUAAGUCAUUUUAGGGGCAUGCAUAUUUAACAGACAUGGCCCAAGAAAUAGAACAUUCCAUUGCUGUAUCCUCCCAGCCCUAAAUAGGCUUUUCAAUCAUCUCCAAUUCUCCAAAUUAUUAUGACAUAAUAUAUCUGGCUUGGUCUGGUAUUUAUGCAGCCUUGUGGGGUGAAUGCACUGUAAAUCGGAGACUAAAUGUACUCAUUGUUGUCCACCACGAUGAAAUUGGGGAGGGGACUGUGGAUCUGUCUCCCUACGUUGACGAAACCUGGGUGAAUGAUGCGUCUUGCCAUAGAGAUCCGGCAUUUACAAAAUGACACUGAUUGGCUCAAGGCGGGAGCUAAGUAAUUAACUGGAAUGUGUUAGUCACACGCGAUAUCUCUGUAGCUCAGCUGGUAGAGCACGGCGCUUGUAACGCCAGGGUAGUUCGAUUCCAGGGACCACUCAUACACAAAAAUGUAUGCACGCAUGACUGUAAGUCGCUUUGGAUAAAAGCGUUGUUAAAUGGCAUAUUAUAUUAUUAUUAUAUUAUAUCUCAUUUGGCCCAAGGGGGGGCACUGUAUCAUUCAUUGGGGGCGACAUGUUUACUGUUGCCAAUGGGUGUCUAGACUGUUAGGGCAGUGAUGACGUUUCCCCUAGAAACACAAUUCAACCCAUCAUAACAUGGACAACAUCCCAGACAGGUUGUGGUGCAGGUAGGGAGCUACGCAAAGGGAACCAGGCUAGCUAGCAUUGUGAGAGGGAUUAGGCAAUCCUUUGUGUGAUUUAUGCUAAUAAGAUCUCAUGUGUAUUGUAAUUGUUUCAACUUGUGCCAGCACAAGUAAGACCAAAGAGAUCUGUGUCAUGGACAAAAUGUAGGCCGAAGACAAUAUGAUGAAGGCCUCAGGUUUUAUUUAGCUUGACAUAACACAUUUUAAAUGGUUUAUUAUAGGCCACACACUUUCCCUCAACAAUGAAUGUUUCUCAAUCUGAAGGAAGCAAAGGAAACGUGAUUUACUGGUAGAAAUAAUGCAAUCCCUCUCAUGUACCUUGCAAACUGUUUGGUAGAAUUACUAUGAUAACUUUUCUAUUUUAUGGGAAAUAAACACUUUAAUUUGGGUGAUACAGGUACAAUAAGAGUGGUUGUAUUGACUGUAACCACAAGUGAUAUGUCUUCUUUGCAGGUUUCAGGCUGACACUAACAGCUUGGUUGCCUCACAGCCUCCCCCUCUCUACACUCACACCCGCCCGAGCCAGGGAUGUGGAGAAGCCCAAGAAGAAGCUCACUAUUGUAUCCAAGAAGGACUAUCCACUGACCUCCACUUUCCCCAACUCAUUAGAGCCGCUCCAGGUGUCUUACUGCAAGCUCUCACGGAUGGAAAUGCGAAUGCUCUCACUCAAGGUGCUGCGCAGACUGGACCUCAGUAAUAAUAUAAUAAUAGUAAUAAUAAUAAUAUGCCAUUUAGUAGACGCUUUUAUCCAAAGCGACUUACAGUCAUGUGCGCAUACAUUUCUACGUAUGGGUGGUCCCGGGAAUCGAACCCACUACCCUGGCGUUACAUGCGCCAUGCUCUACCAAUUGAGCUACAGAAGACCACAUCAACUUCCUGCCACUGUCUGCAACCUGGGCCACCUGGCUGAGCUUAUUCUCCACAACAACCACUUAGAGACCUUUAGUGAAGCCCCCUGCCUGUCCAGCAUCAACACCUAGACCUGAGUCAGAAUAGGCUCUGCCGCUUCCGUUCUGCCAGCCGCGAGAGCUGAUCAACCUCAAGCUAGAGGACAACAAACUGGUGUGGCUGCCCUUUCGCAUCGGUCAUCUCUCCAAGCUGCGCUUUCUGUCAGCAACCCACAACCAGCUGGCCAUGCUGCCAGGGGACUUCCGAAAGUUAACUCUUGAGAACCUGGACCUGUUUGGUAAUCCGUUCGUCCAUCCCAACCCCCUGGACCACACCAUCCAGCUCUGUAUCUCGUCUCUCACACUGUGUUAUUGGUAG